UGCCCUGUGGAGAAACGACUCUCAUCACAUUUGAAGGCUGUAGAAAGAUUUUUCUGUGACUGUGUGCACUGUAUGAGAUGUGUCUCUGCUCUUGAAAUGAUAAGAGUGAAUUGCAUAGUACUAUAGAGUGCUUGGUCUAACUGGAAUUGGAACUGACAAGGAAGGAAAAUCCAACAGCUAAUAGUCUCUUCUGCAGUGGUUUUGGAGCACGCCGGCCCGGAUGACCCAGUGAAAACUGUAACUGAUGACCGGACCACUGCAUGUCUUUAAUUGCAGCCUCAUUUCUGCUGGAGCUAGGCUUAUCCUGCAUCCCAGAUAUUUAUAAUCUGAACAUGCUGGAGUUAUGACAUCAUCUGGAGCUGCUGACCAUGACAUGCGUUUGGGGAGGCAUGCAAACUGUUCUGUCAUGGGGACAAUGGGUUGUCAGAAGACUUGCAGGGUGGAGAAACUCCUGAAACAGUCUCAGAGGGAAGUAGUGUGGAGCCAGAGGCAAAGGUUAGCCACAUCAAAGAAGAACAGCCGGAUGAGUGGCACAGAUAAGUUAAGAAAUGAAGUUUUGCCCCACCACCUCCCAAGUGUGCAGCGUUUGGACAGUAUUCGUCAGCAGGACAACAGGAGAGCUCUGAGACUCAACGAGGAGACCCUGAGCCACCAAAGGCUGAAGCAGAAGUUACUGGAGACUGAGAUCAGCACCAGAAGGAAGGAGUGUGAAGCACUUGAGGCGGAGGUGAAGAAAAAGAAUCAAACAUGUCAGACUUUGGAGAAUGAGCUUCAAGAUUUUCUCCAGGAGAACAAGCACUUGAACCUCCAGUUGUUCAAAAAUAGCCACAAGGCAUCUGAGUAUGAGAAGGUGAAGUCUGAGUAUGCCCAGCUCAAAGAGGCCCUUGGUGCUGUGACGCAGGAGAGAGAUUUAGCCCUGUGGGAGAGGAACCAGCUCCAAGGCAAACUGGAGAACCUAGAGCAGGUGCUCAAGCAUAUGCGUGAGGCUGCGGAGCGGAGGCAGCAGCUAGAGUUGGAGCAUGAGCAGGCCUUGGCUGUACUCAAUGCAAAGCAGCAGGAGAUUGACCUUCUUCAGAAGGCUCAGGUUGAGGCUAAAAAGGAACAUGAAGGCGCUGUCCAUCUGUUAGAGAACCACUUGGACAGCAUGCAGGCCAAAGUCCGUGAGCUGGAGGAAAAAUGUCGGACUCAGAGUGAGCAGUUCAACCUCCUGUCUAAAGAGCUGGAGAAGUUCCGGCUCCAGGCUGGGAAGUUUGAUAUCCUCAGCACUGAACCCUUAACUGUAUGUGAAUCUCCCGGGUCGCCCAACAAAUCCCUGUCCCAGCUCCUUAAUGGACUGGCUGCCCCCUUAGGAAAAGGCAAUGAGGCUCCAACAAGCAGAUCUUUGAUAUCUGAGUUCAUUCGACCACUCCAGAUCAGUGGAGACAAGCCCGAGCUCCUCUCUGUCAAGCCAACAUUCCUCACUCGCACUCGAGGCAGCAGCCCAGCACGGGCUUUCCUCUCUGAGAUGGACAAAGAGCUCAGAUCAACCACAAGGUCCAAACCAAGAUUCACAGGGAAGGUUCGUCUGUGUAUUGCUCGGUACAGUUACAAUCCUUAUGAUGGGCCCAAUGAGCAUCCUGAGGCAGAGCUCCCCUUGGUGGCAGGGAAGUACCUCUACGUUUACGGGACAAUGGACGAGGAUGGCUUUUAUGAAGGAGAGCUGCUGGAUGGACAGCGGGGACUCGUCCCAUCCAAUUUUGUGGAUUUUGUCCAAGAUGAGGAGACACCCUCUGUCCAGCACAGGGACACAGUGGCUAAAGAACCUGGCUACCUCAACCACAGUAGCCUGGGGCCUCAGAGACUGGGGGUCGGCACAGGAACAGGGACAGGAACAAGCAUAAGCAGCCUGCUGUCUGACAGUAAACUAGACUGUCUAAGCACCAGCAGCUUGGGCAUGGACCUCCUGGGCUCUUCCAGCAAUGGGACAGGAACCCUGGAUGUCAGCAUUGACGAGGUCGGUGAAGACAUUGUGCCUUAUCCCCGCCGCAUCAACCUGAUUAAACAACUGGCCAAGAGUGUAAUUAUUGGCUGGGAUCCUCCUGUGGUCCCACCAGGCUGGGGCUCCAUCAGUGGCUACAAUGUCUUGGUGGAUAAAGAGGUUCGCAUGAGUGUCCCCUACGGGGGCAGGACGAAAUCGCUUAUUGAAAAGCUCAAUCUGGCCACCAACACCUACCGUAUCUCUGUGCAGAGCAUCACUGAUCGCGGCCCGUCGGACGAGCUCCGGUGCACUCUGCUCGUGGGAAAGGAUGUUGUGGUGGCACCUUACUAUUUGCGGGUGGACAGCAUCACACAGGUCUCUGCUGAGCUCUCUUGGAUGCCAAGCAACAGCAACUACAGUCACACUAUCUUCCUCAAUGGUGCAGAGUAUGACAUGGUCAAGGCCGGAGGCUACAAGUACAAGUUCUUCAACCUGAAGCCCAUGACAGUUUACAAGGUGAAAGUUGUGGCGCAGCCGCAUCAGGUGCCUUGGCAGCUUCCGAUGGAUCAAAGAGAGAAGAGGGAAAUCUCGGUGGAGUUCUGCACUCAGCCUGCAGUGUGUGUGUUGUGCUCCCCAGGGCCCCCUCUCCCUCCCCAGGAGGUGCAAGUCCAGUGUGGUCAGACUCCUGGGGUCCUGCAGAUCAGAUGGAAGCCGCCGACUCUGACACCUUCAGGAACCUCCAACGGGGCCAGUGUGAUUGGCUAUGCUGUGUGCACAAAGGGACAAAAGAUAGCAGAGGUCUUGUACCCCACAGCAGACUAUGUGACCGUGGAGUUAAACAGGAUUCAGUGUCUGGAGGCCAGGGAAGUCAUUGUAAGGACGUUAUCGACUCAAGGAGAGUCCCAGGACUCGCCAGUGGCCGUCAUCCCGCACAAUCUCUUGGGAUCUCCACGUCUGUCCCACCGAACCACCGCACCUCCCCACCCUAUCCCUCACCCGCAGUCCCACCCAGUGCACUCACAAACCCAUCCUCCUUACCCAUCGACGUACCCCCCAAAUCACCCUCAGCCCCAGAUGCAGCCUCUGCCUCGAGCCCAGCCCCACACGCUGCCCCACGCACAGCCACACUCACAGCCCGUCUGUCACCCACCUCCUCCUCCUCCUCAUUCCCAGCCUCAUUUCCAGUGCCACCCCAUGCCCAAGUCCAAGACGUUAGUAAGUGCCAGAGAGCCAGAAACCAAAGAGCAUGAGGUGGGCCUGCGGCCAGCCCAGCCCUGGGAGCGCUCCCCCUCUCCGCUGCCUCCCAUGCGCGGAUCUAACUUAGAGCCGCCGCACUUCCAGCCACGGCGAUCGCCCUCUCCACAGAGGAUCCUGCCGCAGCCUCAGGGAGUCCCCAUCCCCAACACCAUCGCCAAGGCCAUGGCCAGGGAAGCUGCCCAGAGAGUGUUUGCCGAGGGUAACCGGGUUGAGAAAAGGAAUAUCUUUAGUGAACGAGGUAACGCCUUGCAUCCACUCAACUCGGAUGAGGAGGAGGAUGGCUACGACUCUCCUCAUGCGAGGAGGAGAGGAGCCUCGGUGGAUGAAUUCCUCAGAGGCUCAGAGUUGGGCAGACAGCACCAUCAUUACCACUACAGCCACAGUGAGGAGUACCACACGGAGAGCAGCCGGGGUUCUGACCUGUCUGACAUAAUGGAGGAGGACGAGGAAGAUCUUUACUCUGAGAUGCAACUAGAGGAGGGCCGCAGGCGCAGUAUCAACUCUCACAACACUCUUAAGGCAUAUUACAAGCGUCAGGACUUAGCUGAGGAGAGAGACUGCUGGGACCUCCAGCGGGAGGUGGUGAAGCAGAAGUCGCUCCGGAGCAAGCGUCUCCACAGCAUCCCCGAGGUGGCCGAGGAGGAGUCGGAAAGCGUGGACAGCAUGGGCCAACGCCUGUGCUUCGAAGAGGGCGGGCGACCGGGAACGCCACACACUCAGCGGAGGAUGUACUCCCAAGACACCCACAUGUACAACCAUCUCACCCCCAGCAAGACCUCCCGCCACCUGCAGCGCCAGCGCUCCUCCCCUCGCUUCACCGAUAGCCGCUACUGCUACAGUGCAGACGACCGCAGCCUGGGCCGCCCCAACCGCCAAAACACCAAGAGUCCUGACAGCGGUUUAGACUGCGGCAGUGAGGAAGAAGGCUCGCUAGGGCGGGGUCACCGAGGCUACUAUGCUCACGGGAGCCCACUGCGGGGACCUGUGCGCAUCAUUCACUGUGAGGGCCCGGUAGAAAGGCGGGCGCUGGCUAUGGGCCGUAAAAGAACUCUGACCCGCCAGUGCAGCGUGGAGGAGGACUUCUCUGACGUCCCAGUGACUGCAACCAAGUCGGUACACAGGGGUGACUUUAGGAACAGGGAGCACUUUGGGCCUGGUCGGGAGGCCGGGCCACGAAACUACUCCAGGGAAGGGGCCCUGAGCGAGGGCAGGCUGAACGAGCUGGACAGGGUCUAUUACAGCCCCCACAGGGAGGCUAGGGCCCAGUCUUUGUCCAGGCUCAACCGGGACCAGCCGCUGAUCAUUGGGAACUCACCAUCACAUGGAAGCGCCGAUCGUCUGGACCACUCAGGGAGGAGGCCGGUUCACAUCGGCACCCCCCCUCAGCGACGACCCAUUCCAUCCAUUGAGAUCACCAUGGACAGUAACAGUGAGGGGAGUGAGGGGAACCUCUCACCCGUCAAGGAGGAUGUUUACUAUGGCAGUGUAGCUCGGCGCAGGAUAUGGCGAUCUAUGUCCUCAGAGGAUCAAUAUGACGGCUAUGGCGGUCGCAGGCACGGGCGGGGACGGCGUUCCCCGGAUUACUAUGAGGAAUCAGAGCCAGAGGAGCUGACCCGUGUGUUUGUGGCUCUGUUUGACUAUGACCCCCUGUCCAUGUCUCCCAACCCUGAUGCUGCUGAUGAGGAGCUGCCAUUCAAGGAGGGCCAGAUCAUCAAGGUGUUUGGGAAUAAAGAUACGGAUGGCUUCUACAGGGCGGAGAUUCGAGAACGAGUGGGUCUGAUCCCCUGUAACAUGGUCUCUGAGAUCCAAACAGAGGACGAUGAGAUGAUGGACCAACUCCUUAAACAGGGCUUCCUGCCACUCAACACUCCUGUGGAGAAGUUAGUGAACUGCGACCGUUUCAAAGAUGGCCGCUCAAUAAAUCGCAGGUCCAGAAAGUCCAAGAGAGAGAGGAACAGGCGGAGCGGCCGUCAACACCCGAUGUCAACACGGAGAAUGGUCGCCCUGUACGACUACGACCCCAGAGAGAGCUCCCCUAACGUUGAUGUAGAGUAUGAGGGCAACAGACUGAAUGAGGAGGCUGAACUGACUUUCUGUGCCGGUGACGUCAUCACAGUUUUUGGUGAAAUAGAUGAAGAUGGCUUUUACUAUGGCGAGCUCAAUGGACACAAAGGACUUGUUCCUUCCAACUUUCUAGAAGAAGUGCCUGAUGAUGUAGAGGUUUUUCUCACUGACUCACCAUCUCGAUACCCCCAGGACAAUCCAGCACGGAUAAAGACCAAAAGGGUUCCAUUGGAAAAAUCGGGUCCGCCCAGAAGAGCAGCCUCUCCCACAGUGCGUCCACACAUCCCUGGCUCUGGCCCUGCCACCGUGGGGCCCGGCAGUCCCAUCAGGGCCCCAGUGGACAUGUACUCCUCCAAAAAGAGAAAGGGACUGCUCUCCAAAGGGAAGAAACUAUUGCAAAGACUUGGCGCUGUAAAAUAAUUUCUUGACAUACUUCCGAGAGUGUCAUCCACUUCCUUGUAGUGUUAAAAAAAAAAAAAAAAAAAAAAAAGAAUACAGUGGACAGGUAGCAUUUGUGAGCUUAGCAAAUGCUUUAUUCUUGUACAUCUGUUGUAUACUAGAAUAUUUGUAUUUUGUUAACAGUAUCAACUACAUAUUUUCAACAACACAUUUCAUAUUAUGGUCCCGAGACUUCAUGGUGUCGGCCAACGUAGUAUUGAGUAUCUAACCUCCAAGUCUCUGGCUGAUGACGUUUUUGCUGUAGACAGAGACCGAGCCGGGGGCAUUCUCCAUUUGCACUUGGUCAAGUCUGAUGACACUUAAUACACCACAUUAUGAGUCUGACCAGUGUCUCUGUAUACAGGAACCAGAAUAUCACUCAAACAGAGGGCUCAGUUCAACCCUCGACUUGAGCUUGUUCAAAACAGCCAGUUGCGUAAAUGGUAUGAGAGGUUUGCAUGCUUUACUUCAGCACAUUCCCUCCUGACCCUGUGAGAGCGCAUGCGAUGUGAUGGGCUCAGUACGGAAACCUGGAGCAUGCAGUACUUUUAACAGAGCGUGGCAGACUCGCUGUGCAGUUUACUGUGACAAAUCAGCCGAAUUUACUCCUACUCUUCUGCCCUAUCUUAAAAAAACUGUAAUGGCGGCAAGUGUGUCCCCCCCCCCUACAAACAUGUCAGACACCUACAAAACAAGCACAUACUGUUCCUACUACAGGGUCUCUGCAGUAAAAUGAGCCUGAAUGGAAAUGCCUAGUAGAUCCAACCUUCAUGUAUUUGCCUUAUAAUCGCACAAUGGUUAGUACCUUGUCCAGUGGAGUGUGCAGUUCCAUGCAAACUAUUUGUUUAUCUUGUUACAUCAUAACACAAGCUCUGUUUGCAGAUGUUAAUCCUGACUUGUGAUGUGCAGGGUAUUGUGUGACUGUCGUGAUUUCAAUAGGACAAGAGAUUACACAUAACCGACCAAGACUCCUGUGUCUACAAUGUCCAUAGUCCAUAGUUAAGCCCAAAUAAGAAAAAAAUGAUUCUUAGAAAAUAGAUCAUUCAGAGGAUAAAAUUCUCCCUGAAUAACCAAAUUCUGGCGCUACUGAAGAAACUUUUUUAGUUCAGUUGAGUUUUUGGUGCCACACUGAUGCGCAUCUGAUUGAAUACAAUGACUACUCUUCAAAAAAACAAUAUUACAUAAACAGAUUAAACAAAUAGAAGUAGUUAAUCUGUGUGUCAGCAACUGAUGUCCUUUUGUUGUAAUGCAUUUGAUUCAUAACAUGCAACACUUCCGGGCUUCACUAGAAGACUAAAAGUUUGACUCCUUUCACAGUAGUGAGACACAAGGCUACCUCUAUGCUGCCCCUCCACCCCCAAAUCUAUUAGAUCUGAAAUAUGUUUAUUCAAGCCAAUCUGUCAUUGAUGCCUGUUCAGUGUGUCCCGAGUAAUGUUGGUGCAGGAUACAAGUACUGUAAAUCAAUAUAAUAUAUAUAUCUACACCUUAAUGUAGAGUAGUGAAUGUAUGAUGAAUUGAAAGCCAAUGUAUUUUCAAAGCUGCCCAAAAGGAUUGUGCAGAUGUCCGUCUUUGUGCGUGAAAUGAAACAGUCCACUUUUAUCUCCUCACAUCAUUCUGUUUUCCAUUUCAUCCUCUCAUGUAUUUUAAAAUCUAGCCUAUUUUUUCUACACACAAGAGUUGAACUGAAACUGCCAAAAAAGAAUGUAUGCAAAACAUUCUGUAAUACUUUCUGUACAAUUCUCGGCCACCUGAUGUACAUCUUUUCCUAUUGAUGGACCAUGUCCUCACAUUGCUUCUAUUCAUUUUGAGUGACUGUUGCUCUUUUUGUACUUUGUCCAUUUGUAAAAUUGUUUUUAAAUGUUUAUACUUGAUUUUCAAACUGCCUUUUUUGUACAUUUAACUUUAUAAUCAAACAGUGCAAGCUUUCCCCAUGGUGUCUUGAAGACCAUAUUGUUUAAAAGUCUGCAAUUGUGUGCUAGCUUUAUGAUAAGAAUUAUCAGCCUAUAUUAAUGGUUACAAGUUAUUGUGUGGGUGUGCAUGUGCAAUCUUUUCUAAAAAAAAAAAAAAAAAAUCUAAAUAAAUUUGAUAUUUUGUAAUGUU
This is a messenger RNA of Seriola aureovittata, 7816 nucleotides long. It is a transcript of the gene rimbp2b, whose product is annotated as RIMS binding protein 2b. Gene Ontology annotation, molecular function: protein binding. Gene Ontology annotation, biological process: neuromuscular synaptic transmission. Bases 344 to 5698 code for a protein of 1784 amino acids. The record is from RefSeq and is a predicted model, not a curated record. NCBI's taxonomy places the organism in Eukaryota, Metazoa, Chordata, Actinopteri, Carangiformes, Carangidae. The transcript has 30 exons.